Sycon ciliatum is the source of this 3183-nucleotide messenger RNA. RefSeq names its product probable 4-coumarate--CoA ligase 3. Gene Ontology annotation, molecular function: CoA-ligase activity. The record is from RefSeq and is a predicted model, not a curated record. Lineage: Eukaryota; Metazoa; Porifera; Calcarea; Leucosolenida; Sycettidae. The coding region runs from base 517 to 2361 and encodes 614 amino acids. The transcript has 3 exons.
UUUACUCGUAGAUCUACUCGCAGUUGUGCUGCGCCUUCAACGCCUCAGUGCAGUUGCCUCGAGGAAGACUAGCCCUCUCGUUUUCACCAGGAACUCGGCGCAAGAUGGCAGAAAGUCGAGGAGGAUGUUCUUGCCCUUCCUCUUCGUUGCAGCGGUCUCCGACCCCACGAAUGCACCAGUCCUCGGCCACUCAAGCAGCCCCGAGCAACGCCAACAAGUAACGGUUGGGUGUUGACUUGGAAGCAGGCACCAGACUGUCGGUGACGAAACCAGCCAGAGCUCUACAAAAACACUUCAUCAAGUGCUCUAGCCCACGCGCGUGACUCCGAGCCGUUCACUUGUUGACGUGCAUAAUCUUUUUACAUGCCAAGCUCCACGGCUAACAAGCGGUCCUUGGCCUAGCUCAAACGAGCUCUGGUGGUACUCCGCACACAUCCCAAGAAAUAAGGUGAGCCACACAACAGCCUAACCCUGCCAGACGACCAGGGAGAGUGGCGCUCUGUUGUUCAUGGUGGCAUGUACCCUGGUAUGUUUCUGCACCGCUCCUGCUUCAGGCUACCGUGGCUUGUGCAAGCUGACGGAGCCUGCGUCCGAAAUGCAAGCGCCUCUGCCGCUCUUCGUCCGAAUUACGAGCCUCGACGCUCUUUCAAGCUGUCACUCGCCGACGACCAGCGCACUGUUCGGAGUCCAUUUCCGGACGUUGACAUCCCGUCAGGAAGCAUUUCCGCAGCGCACUAUGUGCUCGACGGCGGAAAGCGCCACGCUCGGUCGUCCGACAUUGCACUGGUGGACUGUUUGGACAGGGUGGCGCUGACGUACGGUGACCUGCGUGACAUGCACGAGGCUUUCCGCUGCUCCCUUGUCGGCCGGGGCAUACAGCGCGGCGACGUUGCGUUGUUCUAUUUGCACAACUGUCCCGAGUUCGCUGUAUGCCUGUAUGGGUGUCUGUCCGCCGGCGUGCGAGUUUCGCCAUGUAACCAUGCGUAUGGCGUGGACGAGUUAGCUUAUCAGAUACAACGAACACAGCCCAAGCUGAUAGUCACAUUUCAGGACGGUUUGGAGACGGUGUCCCAGGCACUAUGCAAGGCAUCUCUGCAUGGAGCUGAAGUAGUUUUGGCUGAUUUAGCUCCUGAAGGGAGCCCAUCUGCGCAUUGCACUAGCACUCCGCCGACUCCGCUUGCUGACUUCUUGAACGAUGGCCAAAAAUACAGCUCGCCUGAUCGUGUGCAUGACUGUAUGCGGGACACUGCUAUAUUGCCGUUUUCCAGUGGAACGACGGGUGCGCCGAAACCCAUCGCUCUCUCGCAUCACAACCUGAUCGCCAACAUUUGCCAGCAGACGGACACCCCCGGCAGAGACAUAUUCAAUCACCAUGGAUACCAUGGGGACAAUCGGCCGGAGGCCACCGUCGGCGUUAUGCCGUUUUUUCACAUCUACGGUCUGACGGUGACGCUCGGCAGCGCUCUUCUGCACGGAGGCAAGGUGGUCACCAUGGCCAAGUUUCAGCCGGACCUGUUCCUGCAGAGCUGUGCAAAGCAUCGGGUCAGUCAGCUACACUUCGUGCCACCACUGACACUGUUCAUGGCCCAGGACAGCCGUGUAAGCAACUACGACCUUUCGUCGGUCAAGUCCAUAUUCUGCGGUGCAGCGCCCAUGGGCGAAGAACUCGCACGUCAAGCAUCACAGCGGCUCAAUGGUGCGGUGGUUCGCCAAGGCUACGGCAUGACGGAGCUCAGUCCAAUCUGCAUGGCGUCACCACUGCAUGCCACAAAGUACGGCUCUGUGGGCGUGCCCGUGCCUAACACAGAAGUCCGUGUGGUGGAUAUCGAGUCGGGGAAGCUGCUCGGCGCUGGGGAGAAUGGCGAGAUUCGCAUCCACGGUCCACAGGUCAUGCAGGGCUAUGUACUGGACAACGGUGACCUAGAUCGAGGAGUGGACAGCGAUGGGUUCUUACCGACUGGAGACAUCGGUCACUACGAUGAAGAUGGAUACUUUUUCAUUGUGGAUCGGCUCAAAGAAAUCAUGAAAGUGAAAGGUUUCCAAGUUGCCCCAGCUGAGCUGGAAGCAGUACUACUACAGCACGAUGGCAUUGAGGACGUCGGUGUCACCGGCAUCGCUGACCAUCGCAGCGGGGAGGCUCCGCUGGCAUUCGUAGUACGAUCGUCCAGUCACGCAAACCUGACCGAGUCAGACGUGCAGGACUUUGUGGCCAGUCGCCUAGCCAAACACAAGCAUCUUACGGGCGGCGUGCGCUUUGUUGACAGCAUACCAAAAACCCUGAGUGGAAAGAUCCUCCGCAGAGAGCUCAAGGAGAUAGCUACAACAACCAGCAAGAAAAGUGUGCACCGUGUUCGGAUUUGAUCACGUGACGGGUUUCACUUAAAAGAAUUGUUUGAAAGUAAGGUUAAAAUUGAAGAGAAUGCAAAUUAAUAUUUUGCUGUAUGUACAUGGCAGAAAGUUCUAUAGCCCAGUUCAAAUGUUUCAAAAACGGUUACAGCGCAAUAGCUUAUUAGCUGGUUAACACCAAGAUGAUGCUAUGAAUUUCAGAACCGAAACGUACAUGCUGCUGGACACUGAUGUUGAUGAACACAACUCAUGUUUAUGAAGACAGGGAUUCAACCAACACUCAGCUUGCAGGUGUCAACCGCGUGUCGGGUUGCGUUUGAUCUUCAGUAGCUAUGUCCCGUGACGCCAAUGAUCGAGUAUGAUGAUGAUGAUGAUCUAACGAUGAUCAUCAUCAUGACGGUUGAUACGUGCAGCUACGCUCUCACUGCUGCUGUUCUUGAUAGUGGCUGCUGCUGCAUGGCUGCUGCAUGGCUGCUGCAUGGCUGCUGCAUGGCUGCUGCAUGGCUGCUUGUGUUGCUGUCAGUAAAGCUCACUCAUUAGUAACACCACCAGGGCUGACCAGCCAGUAAAGGGCCGUGUUCCCUGCAACAAUUAUAGCAAGAGUGUGCACAUUCAACAUGUUCAUCAAUCCCUGGCAAAACCCACCAUCCAUCUUUGGUCUUCUGGUUACUUUUUUGGCCUUUUGUCACCAUUAUGUUCGUACUUCUUUCGCCUCAAUUGAUUUAUGAUUGAUUACGAGUGUGCACAUUAUGAAAUUGGUUUACUUAGUUGUCAUUGACGACUAUUAUUUCUCACUUUGAAUUGCCCCGUUUUGCAUGACAAUGGAUCUAGCGGAUU